UUAUGUUAGUAAGCCGAAAAAAACUGUAGGAUGCAUAGAAGCAGUAAAGAAAGAUGCCAACAAAAUAGGUGUUACAGAAGAAAUAAUACAUGACAGGAAGCACGUCUGGCUACUGAUAGAAAACUCAAACUAUGAAGAAGAUUAGGCAAAACGUCAACCCAAGAGAGUGUGGACAGAUGAGCAGAGACGGGCAGUUGGGGAGAAAAUGAAGUAGUACUGGGAAGAACGGAAAAAAAGAAACACCAUAAGUCUUAUUUGUAUGUGGUCCAUAGCUGGCCAAAUUCAUAAAUUAAAAAAAAAAGAUUGUCCAGCUAUCAUCAGCAAAUCACAAGCUCCGGUAAGAAGGGAGAAGGAAGAUAAUAUUCGGGAAAUACAGCACUGUUACAGGGUUAGUUUUGGAAAAGAAAUUUCAGAUUGACAGAUUACGAAAAAACUGCACAAUAUGAAGUCACUCAUCAAGUCUAAGACAGAUGUAAAUAAGACGGGCAACAUUAAGAUCUACCUAAAAAAUUUUUGCAACCCAACUAUCCACAGAACUCCUGGAGCUUGUGCUGGUUUCACCUCUGUUAUCAUACCUUUCUCAGGGAGUAGUUCUGAGGUAAUUGAUACCGAUUACACAUUCUUCGAACCACAAUCAGUUUUGCAGCAACUGCAAAUUGUUGCAGCAGGUGAUACAGAUCUGCUGGGCCCAAAAGUCAAUAAACCUGCUCAAUCACCUGUUUUGGGAGGCGAGAGUGUGUUGAAACAAUGGAGAUUGAGCAUAGAAACUGAUGAGAUAAUGAAUUUGUCCAGUUCAGAGCUGCAAAGGCUGGUGUUAUCAUACCAGUUAGAUAUCAUGAAGAGAAAGCAGCAGAAAUUGAUGUGCCAAGAACAAGAUAAACAAUAGAAUGCUUUGUGUAAUGUCAUA
Molecule: messenger RNA, 907 nt
Organism: Schistocerca americana (American grasshopper)
Lineage: Eukaryota; Metazoa; Arthropoda; Insecta; Orthoptera; Acrididae
Exons: 2
Coding region: 443-886 (147 amino acids)
Source: RefSeq, a predicted model, not a curated record